CAGUUUUCAAGAUCCAGUAACAUCCAGAAACAAAAACAAAACAGCACAAAAAAAUCAACGACAGGCAGCAAGACAUAAUAAAAGCAAUAGAACCUUUCAGAAAAAAAUUUGAUCCUCAAGUAUGUACUAAUAUAUUUUAUGGAAUUAUUAAAUUUUAAAAAUCUAGAAGUACUGUGAUGACUAAGCGAAAAGAUAGUGUUAGAGGAGGCAAACUCAGUGGAUCUUCAAGCUUUCGACGACAAAGCACUGCAUCCACGAAUGUCGUUCGACCUCCAAUUUUUCCAUCCACAGACGUGGCUUUUAAAGCACUACUAUCAGCGAGAAUAUGUGCAGCGAUCUGGUCACAAAUAUCGGAUUGCGAUGAGACUUAUAAUUAUUGGGAACCUCUGCAUUAUUUGUUAUACAAUAAAGGACUUCAAACAUGGGAAUACAGUCCAGAAUUCGCACUCAGAUCGUAUACUUAUUUAUUAAUUCAUGGCGUUCCAGCUUAUCUUUAUAAGCAGAUUUUUGAGCCCAAUCCAAUGCUGAUAUUCUACUUUGUGAGGCUGCUUUUGGGUCUCGGAUGUGCUGUUGCUGAAGUCUAUUUCUAUAAGGGAGUUUGUCGAGAAUUCGGGGUGCAUAUCGGUCGAGCAUGGCUAGUCUUUCAACUGUUUAGUGCCGGAAUGUUUAUAUCAUCAGCAGCAUUACUUCCGAGCUCAUUUUCGAUGUAUCUUACAAUGUCAGCAUUGUCUGCUUGGUGGCACCAGAAAUACAAGCUUGCAAUCUUCUUUACAGCCAUUUCUGUGCUUCUUGGAUGGCCAUUCGUUGGACUAAUCUCACUGCCAAUAGUUUAUGACAUCGUUAUAAGACGUAGAAAGAUAAGGACAUUUGUUUUUUGGUCUAUAAUAUCAGGUGUAACAGUCUUAAUGCCAAUGAUCCUCUUAGAUUCCUCAUAUUAUGGAAGUAGAGUUAUGGCACCGAUUAAUAUUGUCCUAUAUAACGUUUUCUCAUCCAAAGGACCUGAACUUUAUGGAACCGAACCAUUUUCCUAUUACAUAUUUAAUGGUUUCCUUAAUUACAAUAUAAUAUGGAUCUUGUCACUUCUAACACCCGUCGCACUCCUUACUGGCUAUCUAAUUGUUCCAGCAAAGACCAAACAACCGACACUAACACUUCCUUAUUAUGUGAGUUUAUCACCAUUUUAUUUGUGGCUUGCUGUCAUGAUGAUCCAACCUCAUAAAGAGGAACGUUUCCUAUAUCCUGUAUAUCCUCUCGUUAGUUUAUGUGGUGCAAUAACAAUUGAUGUAUGUCAACGGAUAUUCUUUCGUAUUAAAAGUGCUCUUGUCAAAUUCACCACACCAACACACUACUUAAAUCACACCACAUUUAUAACUGUCAUCGUGGUCAUACUAUCCGUUGUACUGAAUUUAUCAAGAAUCUUAGCACUUUAUCGUAAUUAUCAUGCACCAAUGGACAUAUUCAUGGAAUUUAGUACAAGUCGAGAUAUUUUGGAGGAUCCAAAUGAUAAGAAGAUUGAUGUUUGUAUUGGAAAGGAUUGGUAUCGAUAUCCGAGCAGCUUUUUCUUCCCAUCAACAAAGUAUUCAAUUAGAUUCUUAAAAUCUGACUUUCGUGGAAUAUUGCCAGCAUAUUAUAGUCAUGAAGAGAAUGCUACACAAAUUACACACGAUUAUUUCAAUGAUUUAAAUCAGGAGAAUCCACUGAUGUACUUUAAAUACGAGUAUUGUGACUUUUUAAUCGAUUUUGAUCUCAAAACAAAGAAGGCAAAUUCACCGCUGGAACCAAAUUAUUCGUUGAGAACGGACGAAUGGAAAAAGAUUCGGGAAGUGCCAUUUUUAAAUCCACAAGCAUCACAUCCAAUUUAUCGUGCUUUUUAUAUACCUUUUAAGUCAUAUAAGCAUACGAAAUUUGGAAGUUUCAAUCUACUGCAGAAAAUAACGUCUACAACUGAGGCUGUAGUUAAAUCGGUUAAUUAAACAAAUUUAUUUUUUAUUCGUGGUUCUUUGUUUUAAUUUGAUGCAUUUUAUUUGCUAAACAAAUUGUCUUUUAUAUUCACUUUGAAUGGAUAUGGAUGUUAAAGUGGUAAUUGAUGGAUUAGUAUCUUUCAAGAACUUCUGAGGCUUCCGUAUUGCGAAAUUGAGUUUUUAUGGAUUAUCAAACAUCUUUAACGGAUUUAUUUUGAAAAUCGUUCAGAAAGUUUGAGUUCAUUUUUGUUGAGUUCAAAAAUUUGAAUGUUAAUAAUUCGUUAAUAUUCAAAUUUAAUAAGUCCGUUAAAAUUUAUACCAAAUUUACUGAUCAAUAUUAGCAACACGCGUAUUGUAAACCAAAUUUUAAUUUAAAACUUAUUUUUUUACAAUCUAUUUUUUCAUAAAAUAUAGAGCAAAUUUAAAUAAUUAAUUAAAAUGCAGGAAUCUGUCUCGGUAAAAUUAAUGAGAUAAAUUCUAUAUUGUGUGUUUCUGUGACGUUAUGUGUGUGUGCGAUUUUUAUGAGUUUCUUUUUAGGUGAGUAACCACAACUUCCUUUUUCACGCUCAUGAUUCACUUCUUGCGACGUAGGAAUUUUUUUUUGUUACCUUUUAAAAUAGCUUCGGACGGAUGAAAAAAAAUUUUAUGUAAAUUUUCAACGCCACAAAAGGCUUGAAUUCUUAACUAUUGACCGACUAGUAUGUUAAUUAGAUCAUUGCGUGGUUCCUGACCAAAAAAAAACACUUGCCAUAAUAACGAUUGAGCAUAAAAAUAAGGGUGAGUGGGACAAAUGUUGAGAGUUGAAUAGAAUUAAUGGAAUUAAUAUUAAGAGACGCAUUUUAAGGCACAAAUUAUUGAAUUUUGAAUGUUUAGCGUAAAGAAUAUCUUGAUCCGAAUCCAAUUGAGCAAUAUAAACUCUUUAAAACUGCAUAAGCAAUCAAACAACGUGACCUGUAAACAAAAUAGUCAUGCAAUCAUAGUAAAUAUUGCGUAUCUGACAUAAUCAAGCAUGUUCUAAAAAUAAACAUAAAUCCUGAAAUGUAAUCAAAGACAUAAUGUCGCUAAAAAUCUAAACAAGACUAGACAUAUCGUAAACAAAAACAACAUUUAUAUCCAAAAAUCAUGCAACGAAGCAAUAAACGAAAUAAAAGCAGUAGGGGAGAAAGAAAUCAGGACACUCUGGACGAUCGAUGGACACGUUUUGCAUAAAGUUUAUACCGCGAGAGGUGAAUCACCCUUUCUAGAGCACAUUUAUGCUUGUAGUUUUGUUCUUUAUGUCUUGCUAUUUUGUUCUCCCGCAUUAUUCAAUGAAUCAACUUCCUUUUUAACCGCCAAAAUGUCUUAUGCCUUACUUACUUCAGUGUAUGCUUUGAAUGUUUUGGCUUGAUUCACUUUUGCUUCUUCUCUCUGGUUUUUAUUUUUUCUUUCUUUGUUGUUUCCGCUUCAGUGCAUUUCCGUAAAAAAAUGCUUCGAGUGUGUGCUUUUUAUUUUGUUUUUAUGAAAAGACGAGUUAUAAAUUGGUAACAAGCUAAUGUCAGUGGCGGGGAAUAGGUAAAAAUAAUAAUUUGAUCAUAUCAAUAUCAUUGUCCAUCCUUAUAAUUAUUCUAUUGAAUGUUGUAUCCUAGAAAUGUGUUUUGAUACUUUUUCUUGUUGUAAUUUUGUUUUUUGGAAUUUUAUAUCUUACGAUUGAAAGUUUCAAAAAGUUUAAAAAUUAAAAUUUCUCGAGAAAAACACGUGUCUUUGUUUACAUUUUCACCUGGAAUUUUUCAAUGCUUAAUUAAGCUGAAAUAUCUCUUGGACAAUCAUUUGAGCAGUUUCAAGUGACUUAAAAAGUGUGAGCAAAGAGAAUUUACCAUUAAUUCCACGCAAAAUAAACAUUAAAAGCACUAAAAUAUCAAAAUUAUAUUUUUGAGUCAAAAAAAUUGCGAGAAAAUCUUAAAUUCUCAACAAUUCAACAUUCAAAUGUCCCGAAUUCAACCGAGUGACCCAAAUAAACAAGAUAACAACCCAACAAUUCAAUAAUUACACCUUGUAAAAAGUACAAGCACAUUUUUAAAUCCUAGAAUUAGUACCUAAUAUAAAAUAAAUAAAUAAUAGCAUGUUAAUAAACCAAAAAAAAAUAUUAUAUGAAAUAAAAGCGCCACUGUCAA
This is a messenger RNA of Chironomus riparius, 4111 nucleotides long. The record is from the annotation of a GenBank genome assembly. NCBI's taxonomy places the organism in Eukaryota, Metazoa, Arthropoda, Insecta, Diptera, Chironomidae.